GUUGAGCCACAGCGUGGGGUUCAGUAAUUAAAUUAAUCUCUCUCAGGACAACCCCAUGGCAUCCCUCGCCGCCCAGCCCUCUCCGCCCUGGUGGGGGCAGCUCCGCGGCUUGCGGGUCCCGUCCCGAGGGCAGGAAGAGCCCCGGCGGGGCGGUGGGGGCUGUUGGGGCCGGGCAGGGGCUGCUGGGCAGGGGCUGCUGCCCGCGGGCAGCGCCUGCUCGUUCCCUUUAGUGAUGGUUGUGAAAUACUCGAGCCGGAGCGUUUUGCUCGGACGGGCUCGGCCCCUUCGUGCCGCCCCGAGGGGAAGCGGCUGCGGCGGCCGCUGAGCGAGUCGGGGCCGGGCAGCGGCGGGGUGGGACCCCGCGGGAGGGACUCGGGCCCCACCGGGGGGUCUGCAGGCAAGUGUCCGGCUGCCUGUGCGUCGCCACGGCCGCCCCCGCGGGUCCUCACCAGGUGCGUCCCGCCUGCCCCUAAAUCGUCCCUUCCCGGGACUUCCAGUGACCGGUAAAGAUUAAGUCCUUAAUUUUCUUGGCUGCAAACCCGGUAACGAAUCGCUCAGACUUUGUUAUUCUACUGCUCCCGAGGCUUGAUUUAUUGUGUCUCCGUUAUCGCACAAUCGUUGAAAAUGUUUUUCUGGGCUAAUUCUAUACUCCCGGUAUUUAUUUUGACUGUCCCUUCUCAUUAACGUUAUUAAUUUUUAAUCGCUCCCCGUUCACUUUUAAAUCAAAAUCACUGCUCUGCCCGCCCGGUCGUGCCUCAUACCCCCGUAUUUCCACCCCGCGUUUGGACCCACGCGUGUGGGUCGGUCCCCACGGGAGACGCCCGGGCAGCCACGACCCGCUGUCCCUCUCCCGGGAGACGCCCCCCCAGCCACGGGAACCUCCGGGGCCCAGAGCGGCGACCACGGAGCGGGGAGAAAGGACCCGCUUCUAACAUCUCCUCCGCUCCCAGCCCAGCGAUUGAAUUACUCUCCUCCAGCAAAACCCGUCACUUUAUCCUAAGAAAAACAGCGUGUACGGGGCGAGCGGCAGCGCGGCGGGUUCCCUGCGCCCGGCCCCCCGGUGCGGCGGGGACCGCACGGACCCGGGGGCGCCCCGCGGGCUCUGCCGGUGCCGCUCGGGGGGGAGGCGGGCGGGAGCGUGAGGCGAUGCCGCCCCCCGACAGCUCCGUGAUUAAUGACCCGCCCGUCCAGGAAGGGGCGGUCACUGCCGCCCGGGCUGGCGGGGAGAGCCCAGCGGGCAGGUGCGACCCGACCGUGCCGCACCCACCGGCCGCCUCGACUUAUAAGCGGCGCCGCGGGGCCGGACGCGCCGGGACGGGACGGGCAGAGCCGCUCCGGGCCGGAACGGCUCAGGAUUUAAUCUGAUGUAGAUGUGAAGCUCCUAAAGCCGAAACUUCUACUUCAAGGUGCGCCCAAGGAAAUGAGGUUUUGGGCUGGGCCAUCACAGGAACAGCAGCUCCCGACCCAAAGCCGGGAUCUGUCUGAGACACCCGCAGGGGCGGCCUGACUGGGGACCACAGGAUCAGGUACCGUCCCGGCCAAGAUGUGCUGCGCUUCGGGGAGUAUUGAUGGAAUUGCAUUUGGCUGUGGGACUGAAUGAAUUCUAGGCUAGGAAGUCACCCAUGGACUGUGGACACUUAGCCGAGAGCAGCCAGGAGAUCUCCAGCCCAGGCGCGGAGCCUGAUCCCCCGCCACCUUCUGCUGCCGGCGGCAGCUCCUGCUCGCCCUCGGUGCCCGGGCCGCGGGCUGGGGCCGCCCCGGGCCGACCCGCCGCCGCCAACGCCGCCCGCGAGCGCAGCCGGGUCCAAACCCUGCGCCAUGCCUUCCUCCAGCUGCAGAAGACUCUGCCCUCCGUGCCACCCGACACCAAGCUCUCCAAGCUGGAUGUGCUUCUCCUGGCCACCACAUACAUCGCGCACCUCACUCGCAGCCUUCAGGAUGAGGAAGAAUCGCCGGGAGAGGGCUUGGGGACCCUCCGAGGGGAUGGAUACCUCCACCCUGUCAAGAAGUGGCCAAUGCGUUCCAGGUUGUACAUUGGAGCUACGGGACAGUUUUUGACUCACUCGGCACAAGGAGACAGCGCAAACCAAGGAGAAACAUCGACAGCUUCGCAAAUUUAAUCUCCCUUCUCAAUUAUUAAAAGAAAAAGAAAGUUAUUUAUUACACCGUAUAUAUAUUUAAGUUAAAAAAUAAUAUCUACAGACAUACUGUAAUUCCUGAAAUACUGUUUGUAGAAGAGAAGGAGUUUAUUCUUAAAUGUAAUUAAUACCUCAUUAAGUUAAUGUGAUGUAUGGUUGGUUUCUGUCAUUGAGGACACUGCUGGGAUCUGCCCUGGGAGAGGAGGAGAAGGGGACUGUGGCGGGUGCCGCCAGGACAGUCACAGGAUGUCACCGUGUCACCAUGGGACCCGCCCUGGGAGAGCGGGGACAGGGAGCAGGUUGCAGCUCCUCCUGCCCGUGACCUCACACGUGCGCUGUUGCUCCUGAGAAGGCAGCUCUGUGUUCACCUCAAGUCAAAACGCGCUGAAAUCCGUGCUGGGUGCCACAGACACGACCUGCUCCGGGCAUUACACGUGGCUUAUAUCGAUCCGUGCGGUUGUGUUGCAUGUUAUAGGGUUGGAAGUGUGUUCAGUAUCGAGUUGUUUGUCUUGUCUUUUAGACGGGUUCUUGCCUUGAAGCAAAUGAGCCCAAAGAGUUGGCUUGUUCAUGGCACAUUUUCCACUUAAAUAUCUUCUAUAUUUAGGCAAGAAAAGACAAAACUAAAUGCACGAAUACCAUCUAAUGUAUCUGUUCUGUAAAACACCGUACUUCUUACAUAGUGUGUUGUUGCUGAGGUAAACAUUUUAUUAAAUAUUAUUUGGUGGACAUUUUAUCUUUACUGAUUUGCAAAA
Messenger RNA from Columba livia (rock pigeon), 2890 nucleotides. It is a transcript of the gene TCF24, whose product is annotated as transcription factor 24. The record is from RefSeq and is a predicted model, not a curated record. Gene Ontology annotation, biological process: developmental process; regulation of transcription by RNA polymerase II. The transcript has 5 exons. Bases 1623 to 2120 code for a protein of 165 amino acids. Gene Ontology annotation, molecular function: protein dimerization activity; DNA-binding transcription factor activity, RNA polymerase II-specific; RNA polymerase II transcription regulatory region sequence-specific DNA binding. Lineage: Eukaryota; Metazoa; Chordata; Aves; Columbiformes; Columbidae.